This is a messenger RNA of Mus caroli (Ryukyu mouse), 1842 nucleotides long. Lineage: Eukaryota; Metazoa; Chordata; Mammalia; Rodentia; Muridae. The record is from RefSeq and is a predicted model, not a curated record.
UAACAGUGUCAUUCACUGAAUUUCCAGAGGAACUCUUGGAAGUACUUUUGUCAUGCUUGAAGAAGGGUGUCUGGAAUUUGUUUCCAAGUGUCUCUUUCAGUCUCUUCCUCUGUGGAUCAUCAUUGUUGCACACUUUCCCCCCAAUUCUGGGAAACCAUGGACAUUGAAGCGUACUUUGAAAGAAUUGGUUAUCAGAGCACCAAGAGCAAACUGGACUUGGAAACAUUAACUGAAAUCCUUCAGCACCAGAUACGGGCUAUUCCCUUUGAGAACUUGAACAUCCAUUGUGGGGGAUCCAUGGAACUGAGUUUAGAAGCCAUCUUUGAUCAAAUUGUGAGGAAGAAGCGGGGUGGAUGGUGUCUCCAGGUUAAUCAUCUGCUGUACUGGGCUCUGACCAAAAUGGGCUUUGAAACCACAAUGUUGGGAGGAUAUGUCUUUAACACUCCAGCCAAUAAGUACAGCAGUGGCAUGAUUCACCUUCUAGUUCAGGUCACCAUCAGUGGAAAGGACUACAUUGUUGAUGCUGGGUUUGGACGUUCCUACCAGAUGUGGGAGCCUCUGGAAUUAACAUCUGGAAAGGAUCAGCCUCAGGUGCCUGCCAUCUUCCGUUUGACAGAGGAGAAUGGAACCUGGUACUUGGACCAAAUCAGAAGAGAGCAGUAUGUACCAAACCAAGAAUUUAUUAACUCAGACCUCCUUGAAAAGAACAAAUAUCGAAAAAUCUAUUCCUUUACUCUUGAGCCCCGAACAAUUGAAGAUUUUGAGUCCAUCAAUACCUACCUUCAGACAUCACCAGCGUCUGUGUUUACUAGCAAAUCAUUUUGUUCCCUGCAGACCCCAGAAGGGGUUCAUUGUUUGGUUGGCUCCACCCUCACUUAUAGAAGAUUUAGUUACAAGGACAACGUAGAUCUUGUAGAGUUUAAGAGUCUGACUGAGGAAGAAAUAGAAGAUGUACUGAGAACUAUAUUUGGGGUUUCUUUAGAGAGAAAACUUGUGCCUAAACAUGGUGAUCGAUUUUUUACCAUUUAGAAUAUGUAAAUUUUUGGUGUCCUUCCAUGUACUUGGAAUUUUUAUGAUAAAAUAGUCAAACUGGUGACAUGGACAUACUGGUGGUCAUGUUGAUGUGUGCUAGGAAAUACCCAGCAUUGGCUUACAGCUAAAUUUAUAUAGAAUUUGUGCUAAUUGUUAAGUAAAAGGAAUAGUGUGAAAAGCAUUCCCAUUAAAUUCAACGAGCAUGUAUCCCAUAUCAAAUUUUUAUGAGGUGUUACCUGUACAAUUUAGGAUUAGGAUUCAACAAAGAAGAAUGAGAAGUGUAUGUGAUUAGGGCCCAAGAGAACCAGUCACACAGCAAAUUAUUUCUUUCUGUGUUGUUUUUAUAUCCUCUUCUUUUUAUAUGAUUUUUUCUUACUGUGGGAACAAACACCAACUGAGAAAGUUGAGCUUGAUUUUAAAAAUGUAAGUCUAAAUUAAUAAAAAUGAUGAAACAUAUAUCUAAAACUUAUUUUCAAAGUGGUAUAUUGAAACAUGUUGACUAAUAUGUGAAUUAAAGGUUUUGUCUGGAGCUGUUAGGAUGCAAUGGAGUUGGUGUUUUCUACAAGGGAGUCUUAUGAUUAUUUUACUUCUCUAUCAUGCUGAUUGAUCAUCACUGCUGACUUUACUAGAUUUAUAACCACAUAGAAGACACAUUCCUAGGCAUUCCUGGGAGUAUUUUUUUUUUUUUUUGAGAAGUUCAACUGGAGUUGAAAGACCCAACUGAUGAAGAAAUGUGUGUGACACCAUGCCUCCACAUUUAGGCCCUGGACUGAAUAAAAGGAAAAAGCUGAGCAAUCUUUAUUUAAUUCU